AUGUUAGCUCUUUACCUUGAUACAAAUCUACUCAUUGGAGAAAUUCCAGACUGUUGGAAUCAUUGGCAAAUUUUAAGUUAUUUAAAUUUAGCAAACAACAAUUUGACAGGGAAAAUCCCACCUACUUUGGGAUAUACAUAUCCUUUUCUGAUAAACCUUCGAAAUAAUAGCAUGUUUGGAGAAUUACCCUCCACAUUGCGAAAUUCUUGGAGUUUAGUUAUGCUUGAUCUUAGUGAAAAUCAUUUCAGUGGAAGUGUACCAGCAUGGAUUGGUGAUAAGCUCUCGAGCCUUGUGGUUCUAAGCCUUCGAUCAAAUAACUUUGAUGGUCAUAUUCCUCACAAAAUUUGUGAUCUUCAAUUUCUUCAAAACUUGGACCUUGCCAACAACAACAUUUCAGGAGUUAUUCCAAAAUGUUUCAAUAAUUUAACUGCAAUGGCCACAAAAAUCAAAACCAAUAAUGAUGUUUCUUUGUCGCAUCCAAAUUUUUACAAAUUUUCUUUCAAAGCAUUAUUGGUGUUGAAAGGAAGAAAGGAUGAAUAUGGUAGCAUACUAGGACUUGUUACCAGCAUGGACCUUUCAACUAACAGCCUCAUAGGAGAGAUCCCCAAAGCAAUUGGUAGUCUCGUUGGACUAUUGUCUUUAAAAUUUUCAGGAAAUCUCCUAACAGGAAAUAUACCAGACAACAUUGGCAACAUGGAGUUAAUAGAAUCUCUUGAUUUGUCCAUGAAUCAACUAAAUGGUGAAAUCCCUCCGAGUUUCUCCAAUUUAAAUUUCUUGAAUCACUUCAAUGUGUCCUACAACAACUUGACAGGACAAAUCCCAACAAGCACUCAACUUCAAAGCUUUGAAAACUUGUCUUAUGUGGGCAAUCAUCUUUGCGGACCUCCUCUCUCUAAGAACUGCACCUCAAAAGGUAUUCCAACUGAUGUUGCAAAUAAUGGAUGUAUCAAUGAAGGAAGUAAAGUGAAUUUGCUUUAUGUCAGUAUAGUUUUUGGCUUUGUAAUGGGAUUUUGGAGUGUAGUGGCUCCCUUGUUUUUCAUUAGAUCUUGGAGGAUUGCAUACUAUCGAAAGUUGGACCAUAUAUGUGGUAAACUGUAUGUGUUUUGGGCUAUUAUGGAUAUGUAG
Messenger RNA from Gossypium arboreum, 1125 nucleotides. RefSeq names its product receptor-like protein EIX2. Lineage: Eukaryota; Viridiplantae; Streptophyta; Magnoliopsida; Malvales; Malvaceae. Gene Ontology annotation, molecular function: protein binding. Bases 1 to 1125 code for a protein of 374 amino acids. The record is from RefSeq and is a predicted model, not a curated record. The transcript has a single exon.